AGAAACUUUGAACAUUUUUAGGGAAAAUGCACCGUAGAGUUAUUGCGCAUCGUUUAAAUGCAAAACGUCGUACAGCAGAUGUCUUAAUCAAUGACAAAGUCGAUUUCUCAGGGUUAAUUUUAUCCAAAGAUGAAAUCAAAGGGUUGAAAAGUGCUGGAUUUGAAAGACCAUCACCAAUUCAACUGAAAGCUAUUCCUAUUGGUCGUUGUGGUGUGGAUUUGAUUGCACAAGCAAAAUCUGGCACAGGGAAAACAUGUGUCUUUAGUGUGAUUGCUUUGGAAAGCAUCAUUCUUACAAUGAUGUCAAUACAAGUGUUGGUUCUUGUGCCGACUCGAGAGAUAGCUGUUCAAAUCAAGGAUGUAAUGAACUCUAUUGGUCAACAUAUGCAAGGACUUCAUGUAAAUGUUUUUAUUGGUGGUUUGUCUAUUGAAGAUGACAAGAACAAGUUGAAACUUUGUCAAAUUGCUAUUGGUACACCAGGACGGGUGAAACAUCUAAUUGACAGCAAACUUUUGUCUACUUCUUCCAUUCGAUUGCUUAUUCUUGAUGAGGCUGAUAAACUUUUGGAGGAAAACUUUCAAGAUCAGAUCAAUUGGAUAUUUUCAACACUUCCUGAAAGCAAGCAAGUGUUGGCUUUGUCUGCAACCUAUCCAAACUAUCUCAGCGAGCAUUUACAGAAAUAUAUGAGAAAUCCAACUUUUGUUUGUUUAAAUGCCAUGGACCCUACACUAGAAGGGAUUCAUCAUUAUUUUUGCACAAUACCAAGUCAUUCUCUCCCACAUAAAACAUUUGAUGAAAAGGUUAAUCAUUUACUGGUUAUGUUGUCACAGAUAUCUUUCCAUCAAUGCCUUAUCUUUUCUAACUAUCAAAUAAGGUGGUCAAGGCCAAAAUGAACGUCUUGAUGCAAUGAGGAAGUUGAAGGAGUUCAAAUGUCGUAUUUUGAUAUCAACAGAUCUUGUAAGUGACGUUAACUGAUUUCUAUAUUUUCUUGUUUGGAUACUUGGACAUCAGUUAAAGUAGAAAUAUUCUUAAUUUAAAGAAAUCAUCUGUAUUCCAUUUAGGGUAACUUGUCGAUGUUAUGAUUACAGUAGUAUUAGAGCUAGCAUCUUGUAUUACUAACAAGCGCAACUUGUCAAUAUUGUGAUACGGUAGCAUUACGUAUAACAACCAAGGGAUAACUCGUUAAUAUUUUGAUUUAUAUUAAAGAUAGCAUCUUGUAUUAUUUCCAAGGGUAACUUGUCAAUGUUAUGAUAAAUAUUAUUAAUGAUAGCAUCCAGUA
Molecule: messenger RNA, 1279 nt
Organism: Xenia sp. Carnegie-2017
Lineage: Eukaryota; Metazoa; Cnidaria; Anthozoa; Malacalcyonacea; Xeniidae
Product: probable ATP-dependent RNA helicase DDX20
Exons: 7
Coding region: 27-893 (288 amino acids)
Biological process (GO): cytoplasmic translational initiation; spliceosomal snRNP assembly
Cellular component (GO): SMN complex; cytoplasmic stress granule
Molecular function (GO): RNA helicase activity; RNA binding; translation initiation factor activity
Source: RefSeq, a predicted model, not a curated record